Aspergillus nidulans FGSC A4 is the source of this 813-nucleotide messenger RNA. Its product is annotated as GDP-mannose transporter gmtB. Gene Ontology annotation, cellular component: endoplasmic reticulum membrane; cytoplasmic vesicle membrane; Golgi membrane. The transcript is spliced from 3 exons. The coding region runs from base 1 to 813 and encodes 270 amino acids. Lineage: Eukaryota; Fungi; Ascomycota; Eurotiomycetes; Eurotiales; Aspergillaceae. The record is from RefSeq and is a predicted model, not a curated record.
AUGGUUUGCAAGAAGGCUGGCCUUAUCCAGAACCUCGGCCUCUUUGACUUGAAGAAGGCUCAGACGUGGUUGCCGAUCUCCUUACUGCUGGUCGGAAUGAUUUAUACGGGCAACAAAGCGCUGCAAUUCCUGUCUGUUCCCGUUUAUACGAUCUUCAAGAACCUGACAAUCAUCGUCAUCGCGUACGGCGAAGUCUUCAUGGUCGGAGGCAGCGUGAAGCCUCUUGCCCUGCUGUCUUUCGGCUUGAUGGUGCUCAGCUCCGUGGUGGCAGCCUGGGCCGACAUCCAGAUCGCAACCGCCGCAACGGCAAAAGCCAGCUCUGACUCGGCAGUGGCGACCCUGUCGGCUCUCAACGCUGGUUACGCCUGGAUGGGGACGAACGUGGUCUUCUCCGCGUCGUACGCAUUGGGCAUGCGCCGGGUGAUCAAGAAGACGAAUUUUGACAACUGGGACGUCAUGUUCUACAACAACCUGCUCAGCGUCCCUAUCCUGCUGCUCUCUUCCUUGCUCGUCGAGGACUGGUCCUCUGAGAACCUGCAGCGGAACUUUCCUGCCGAGUCGCGACAAAGCUUAGUGAUCGGAAUCUUCUAUUCUGGCGUGGCCGCCAUAUUCAUCUCGUACUGCACCGCCUGGUGUGUACGAGCGACCUCGUCUACCACCUACGCCAUGGUGGGCGCCCUAAACAAGCUUCCUCUUGCGGUCGCCGGCAUUGUCUUCUUCGCGGCCCCCGUCACUUUCGGGAGUGUAUCUGCCAUCGUGCUUGGGUUCAUCAGCGGCCUUGUCUACACGUGGGCGAAAAGCACCGGUGCGUGA